GCAUUGAACGAUACAGGACGUUCUUACUUUCUGUUUGAUGUCAGUCAUGGCUCGCUGUGUGUUCCUGCUGAUGCUUGUGGCUCUCUCUGACCACCUAAACAGACCUCGUCGAAAUAACAGACCUCAUGGCUGCUCACGGACCGUGGAUGUGGCCAUUGUGGGGGCGGGGCCCAGCGGUGCCUACUCAGCUUACAAGCUGCGCAAGGCUAACAAAGUCGUGGAACUGUUCGAGUUCUCCAACCGUGUGGGUGGGAGACUGUACACCACAACCCUGCCCAACGCUCCUGAUCUUCAGCUGGAGGCGGGGGGGAUGAGGUUCAUCUCGGAGGUUCAUGUUAGGACGGAGGAGCUGACCAAGAAACUGGGACUGACCAAAGUACCGUUUUCCUUACAUCACGGGAAUACAGCCAACGCCUUCUAUUACCUGAGGGGGAGAACUCUGACUUCAGCACAGGUCAGCGGCGGCAACAUACCCUACAACCUGAAUCCCGAGGAAAAGGCGAACCAGGGGCGUUUGUUUAGGUACUACCUGGAGAAGCUGACGGGCUACAACGGCACAGAGGUCACUCAGGACAUUCUCAUGCAGCUCAAGCUCUCGGACGGCCGGUACAUGUACCAAGUUCCAAUUGACGAAGCUCUCGACACCGUGGCGACAGCAGACGGUAAAGCUUUCCUGAGAGCCCUCGCGAUCUUCGAGUCUGACGGGGCUGCUGACACGUCCCCGCUACCAAUCUUCGAGAAUAAUCUGGGACCUGAAAAUGGUGACUUUGUGGUGCAGACGAUCAAAGAGGGCUUUAGCGCAAUACCAACCAAACUCGUCGACAGGUUCCUCAAGGCCAGCAAGAGGCACAAGCUAACCAUCAACAGACGUCUGGUGUCCAUCAGGAACUACCGAGAGGGCUACGUCCUUGAACUUGUGCACACAAACACACAGAAUGGCUACACUUUUGAGAAGCGUGAUCGAGACGUUGUUUGCGCCAGAAAGGUGAUUUUAGCUGUACCAAAGUUUGCCUUGAAAACAAUCGAUUGGAGUCCGCUCAGAGACAAAAGAGUGGAAGACGCCAUCAACGCAGUCAGGGAAGUUCCCGCCAACAAAGUUUUCAUGACGUUCUCACGCCCCUGGUGGCUCCAGAACGCACCCCACGCAACCCCCGUCAUGUUUUCUGACCAGGCCUUCAGUCAAGCGUACGACUUCGGCAGGUCAAAUAUCACGGGAGUCUACACUCUGAUGACAAGUUACUCUGAAGACAGUAAAUCCAGCAGGCUCCUAUCUCUCAACACUAAAGGGGAACUACUUUCUAGCUCCGCCCCUGGACCAAACCGCGUGAUGACACCAUUGGCUGAACACAUUCUCACCGACCUGGCCAAAGCCUACGGCAUGAAGAGAAGCGAAAUCCCAGCCCCCAUAACUUCCAUGUCUCAGUUCUGGGUGUCUUAUCCUUUCGGUUGUGGUUUUGUCAUUUGGAAAGCAGGCUAUAGGUAUGAUGAAGUCAUAUCAACCAUUCAACACCCGUCCCUAACCGAUGACGUGUUUGUGGUUGGGGCUGAUCAUGCCAAAGGUUAUCACGUGGGUUGGGUUGAAGGCGCCUUUGCCAGUGUCGAUAGGGUUUUCUCGCUCUAUUUUUAACUGAUGCGGUAAAACUACAAACAGGAUGUUUAUGUCAAUAGUGUAACAUUAGAAAUCUUUUGGUCAAUAGUGUAACACAAGAAAUCUUUUGGUCAAUUGAAUAUCAUUUGAAAUAUUUUGGACAAUUUUAUAACAUUUGAUAUAUUUUGGACAGUUGUAUAACAUUUGAACUAUUUUGGACAACUUUAUAAUAUUUGAAAUUUUCUUGAUAAUUGUAUAACAUUUUUUUUGGUCAAUUGAAUAACAUUUGAAUAUUUUGGACAAUUGUAUACCAUUUGAAAUAUUUUGGACAGUUGUAUAACAUUUGAAAUAUUUUGGACAACUUUAUAAUAUUUGAAAUUUUCUUGAUAAUUGUAUAACAUUUGAAAUUUUUUGGAUAAUUGUGUAACAUUUGAAAUUUUUUGUUCAAGAGCUAAACCUAAUUAAGUAAAACCAUU
Molecule: messenger RNA, 2064 nt
Organism: Physella acuta
Lineage: Eukaryota; Metazoa; Mollusca; Gastropoda; Physidae
Product: achacin
Molecular function (GO): oxidoreductase activity
Source: RefSeq, a predicted model, not a curated record